AUGUACGUCAACACCGAAGCCAAGCCCGGCUCGCCGGCGCUGCGCAUGCUGGGUCUGCCCAACCUCCCGCGCAAGCUGCCGUCGCGCAACUGGAUGAUCUUCUGGGCCGUCACCGGCGCCUUCACCACCGCCAUCAUCUACGACAAGCGCGAGAAGAAGCGCGCCACGGCUAAGUGGCGCCUUGCCGUCGAGCCGCUCUCCCGCGAACCCAUCGGCCAGGCCAGCCAGCUCCCGCGCAAGCUCACCAUAUACCUCGAGGCGCCCCCCGGUGACGGCCUCCGCAUCGCGCAGGACCACUUCAUCGAGUACGUCAAGCCCGUGCUGUCCGCCUCGGGUCUGGACUGGGAGUUUGUCCAGGGCCGUCAGCAGGGCGAUGUCAGGGCCGCCGUCGCGGAGAAGAUCCGCCGGUCGAGGAUGGCCGAAGAGCGGCCCGACGCGGAGCUCGCCAAGACGGAAGAGAGCAUGGUCACCGACCUGAGGAAACGAAUGGGCGUCCCCGAGUACGAGGGUGUCAAGGGCGACAUUGUCAUCGGGCGACACACAUGGAAGGAGUACAUCCGCGGCCUGCACGAGGGCUGGCUAGGUCCCUUGGAUGCGCCGCCCCAACCCGAGCCGCCGGUCGCCGAGACGAAGCCCGCGACCUCGGACGACGCCAGCUCUGAUGAAGCUACGACGGAGAAGAAGGAGGAAGAGAAGAAGGACGAGAAGCCAUCGCGGCCGCCGCAGCCGCUUCCAUACAACACCACAGACGACUACACCUCCGCAACCCUCCCCGUGCACAUCCCCUUCGAGUUCUCGCCCUCUACCCCCAUAGCCUUCCCACACCGCCUGGGCUUCAGGCACACCUUUGUCCGCCUCGGUCGCUUCCUCAACCGCCGCAAGCUCGCCGACAGCAUCGGCCGCGACGUCGCCGCCGUGUGCUUCGCCGCCGCGCGCGAGUACCGCGAGGCCGACGGCCAGUUCGAGCAGCAGCUCCUCCUCGAGCGCGAGGAGAGCGACUGGCCCAAAAGCACGUGGAAGGACGAGGCGCCCGCCGCCGAAGACGACGGGAAGCCUGCGGAGCCGCCCAAGGAGAAGAUCUGGACGUCGCCCAUUGUGCUGGACCAGCGCAUCAGGGAGCGCAUGCGCCGCUUCGAGAUCCAGCCCGAGGAUGAGGCGCGGGCCGCCAAAAUUGUCGUCCCCGAGGAGGAGAUUGAGGGCUGGGUCAAGGGCAGCCUGCGGAGCCUCUGGCGAUGGGGCGCCAGCUCCUUUGAGGGCAAGCCCAAGGGGCCCAACCUGGGCAACCUGGACGACGACUGA
Purpureocillium lilacinum is the source of this 1299-nucleotide messenger RNA. RefSeq names its product mitochondrial import inner membrane translocase subunit tim54. NCBI's taxonomy places the organism in Eukaryota, Fungi, Ascomycota, Sordariomycetes, Hypocreales, Ophiocordycipitaceae. The record is from RefSeq and is a predicted model, not a curated record.